AAUAAAUCGCUAAGCUAUACAAAGAGACAAGAACCCUUCUAAGCAAAGCAGCCAGCUAGGAGGAGGAGAAAACCCAAUCAAAAUCAACCCACGAGCUCUUCCUCCCACCUCCAUGGCCGCCACCCACCCCCUCCUCCUCCUCCUCCUCGCCGCCGCCGCCGUCGUCGUCCUCGUCGUAGCGGCGACACCGGCGGCGGCGAGCGGCAACGGGACGUCGACGCCGACGGCGUACGAGAUGCUGGAGAGGUACGACUUCCCGCGGGGGAUCCUGCCGGUGGGGGUGGAGGGGUACGAGCUCCGGGAGGACGGGAGCUUCGAGGUGUACUUCCCGCGGGACUGCGAGUUCAUGCUGGCGAGGACGUGGCUGGUCCGGUACGGCGCCCGCAUCGCCGGCGCCGCCGCCUCCGGCCGGCUCACGUCGCUCCAGGGCGUCUACGUCAAGGUGCUCUUCGUCUGGCUCCCCGUCGGCGAGGUCGACCGCUCCGGCGACACUCUCAGCUUCUACAUCGGCCCCGUCUCCACCUCCUUCCCCCUCUCCGACUUCGCCCACAGCCCGCACUGCCGCGGUUACGACCACCUCCCCGCCGCCGCCGCCGCCGCCGCUGCCGCCUUGUGAUUGGGUAGAGAUGGGUAGUUCAUUAAUUAAUCUGGGUGAUUUGGCUGGGGUAAUUACGUGUAAUUAAUCACAGGUGCUCCUGGUUGAUUGGCUAUUGAUGCGAAUGGAAUUUACGCCACUAUGGGAUUUAUUUUGAGUAUAUCAUUUGGUGGCUUCUUUAUGAACAAGUGUUGGAUGCA
Molecule: messenger RNA, 795 nt
Organism: Oryza sativa Japonica Group (Japanese rice)
Lineage: Eukaryota; Viridiplantae; Streptophyta; Magnoliopsida; Poales; Poaceae
Source: RefSeq, a predicted model, not a curated record